AUGGCGUCUCCGCUGCGCGUUGUGUCGUCAGGGCUGAGGAGAGUUGUGGGAGCAGCCGUGAGGGGUUUGGGGAGCGCAGCGCAGGAGGUGGUGCUGACCAAGGAGCGCUAUGCAGUGAGGAGGUUGCCGUUCGGACGGCUGAGGGAGGGGGAUGUGGAGUUUUUUGAGGGGGUGAUGCCCGGCAGGGUGGUGAGCGGCGAGGAGGAGGUGAAGGCGUUUAAUGUGGAUUGGUUGAAGUCGGUGAGAGGCUGCAGCCAGCUGGUGUUGAAGCCACAGACCACGGCAGAGGUGUCUCAGGUUCUCAGGUACUGCCAUGAGAGGAACCUGGCAGUGAACCCUCAGGGGGGUAACACAGGCCUCGUUGGCGGCAGCGUUCCAGUCUUUGACGAGAUCAUCCUCUCCACUGCCCUCAUGAACAGGAUCAUCAGCUUUGACAAGGUGUCUGGAAUCCUUGUGUGCCAGGCUGGCUGUGUCCUGGAGAGACUCACAGAGUACCUAGAGGAGCAGGGGUUCAUCAUGCCCCUGGACUUGGGAGCCAAGGGCAGCUGUCACAUCGGGGGCAACGUGGCCACCAACGCCGGUGGCUUGCGGCUGCUGAGAUACGGCUCCCUGCGAGGGACAGUGCUGGGCCUGGAAGUGGUGUUGGCUGACGGCUCCCGCCUGGACUGCCUGGGCUCUCUGCGCAAGGAUAACACAGGCUACGACCUGAAACAGCUCUUCAUCGGCUCCGAGGGCACCCUGGGAGUCAUCACUGCUGUCUCCAUCCUCUGCCCACAGAAACCUAAGGCUGUGAAUGUGGCAUUCCUAGGAUGUCAGAGUUUUGCUAAGGUUCUGGAAACAUUCACAACCUGCAGAGCCAUGCUGGGCGAGAUCCUGUCUGCCUAUGAGUUCAUGGAUGAGAAGUGCAUGGAAUUGGUUGAGAGACAUCUCAAGCUGUCCAACCCAGUGACAGGCAGCCCUUUUUAUGUUUUAAUUGAGACUUCAGGCUCCAACUCAACCCAUGAUGAAGAAAAACUGAACAACUUCCUGCAACAGGCCAUGACCUCUGGUUUGGUCACUGAUGGAACUGUGGCAACGGACGAUAAGAAGAUAAAGGCGCUGUGGAGCCUGCGGGAGAGGAUCACCGAGGCUCUCACCCAUGAUGGCUACGUGUUCAAGUACGACGUCUCGCUGCCCGUGGGGAAGCUGUAUGACCUCGUGACAGACAUGAGGGCUCGUCUGGGCCAGAGUGCCAAAAAUGUGGUGGGCUACGGCCACCUGGGAGAUGGAAACUUGCACUUGAACAUCACGGCGGAGGCCUACAGCCAUUCCCUGCUGGAUGCCAUCGAGCCCUUCGUGUACGAGUGGACUGCGAGCUGCAGCGGCAGCAUCAGCGCAGAGCACGGACUGGGCUUCAAGAAGAAGCAGUUCAUUGAGUACAGCAAGCCCAGAGAGGCUGUCAUGCUGAUGCAGAGGUUCAAAGCCAUGUUGGACCCCAAGGGGAUCCUCAAUCCAUACAAGACGCUGCCGUCAGCCCCUGGGAGCAGCACGUGCUGA
This is a messenger RNA of Acanthisitta chloris (rifleman), 1536 nucleotides long. It is a transcript of the gene D2HGDH, whose product is annotated as D-2-hydroxyglutarate dehydrogenase. The record is from RefSeq and is a predicted model, not a curated record. Gene Ontology annotation, molecular function: catalytic activity; FAD binding. Gene Ontology annotation, cellular component: mitochondrion. The coding region runs from base 1 to 1536 and encodes 511 amino acids. NCBI's taxonomy places the organism in Eukaryota, Metazoa, Chordata, Aves, Passeriformes, Acanthisittidae. The transcript is spliced from 9 exons.